Messenger RNA from Spea bombifrons (plains spadefoot toad), 1512 nucleotides. It is a transcript of the gene CDKL1, whose product is annotated as cyclin dependent kinase like 1. The transcript is spliced from 9 exons. The record is from RefSeq and is a predicted model, not a curated record. Gene Ontology annotation, cellular component: nucleus. Bases 132 to 1190 code for a protein of 352 amino acids. Gene Ontology annotation, biological process: protein phosphorylation. Gene Ontology annotation, molecular function: cyclin-dependent protein serine/threonine kinase activity; ATP binding. NCBI's taxonomy places the organism in Eukaryota, Metazoa, Chordata, Amphibia, Anura, Pelobatidae.
CUUCCAAGGGCCCCAUUGUCAUUUCUGAAAGGAGACAAUCUUAAAGAUCCCAUGCGCCAAUCUCCAGUGCAGAACAAUUCUCUGAAAGGUCAGCCGGCUUUGAAACGUUUAAGCAGAUUCUAGAGGGACUCAUGGAGAAGUACGAGAAGAUUGGGAAGAUUGGGGAAGGAUCCUACGGAGUCGUGUUCAAAUGCAGAAACAGAGACACGGGGCAGAUUGUGGCAAUAAAGAAGUUCCUGGAGUCAGAAGAUGAUCCUGUGAUUAAGAAGAUCGCACUCCGCGAGAUACGCAUGUUGAAGCAAUUGAAACAUCCCAACUUAGUAAAUCUCCUGGAAGUCUUCAGAAGAAAGCGGAAGUUGCACUUAGUGUUUGAAUAUUGCGAUCACACGGUCCUCCACGAGCUGGACCGGUACCCACGGGGAGUUCCGGAACAUCUUGUGAAAAGCAUUACCUGGCAAACGUUACAGGCGGUGAACUUCUGUCACAGACAUAAUUGCAUUCACCGGGAUGUGAAACCGGAGAAUAUCCUUAUAACCAAGCACUUUGUCAUCAAGUUGUGCGACUUUGGAUUUGCCCGAAUACUAACUGGACCCUGUGACUACUACACCGAUUAUGUGGCUACCAGGUGGUACCGCUCGCCCGAGCUGCUGGUUGGGGACACGCAGUAUGGCCCACCGGUGGACGUUUGGGCCAUCGGCUGCGUCUUUGCCGAGUUAUUGUCUGGCACUCCUCUUUGGCCAGGAAAGUCUGACGUCGACCAGCUUUACCUUAUCAGGAAAAGCCUGGGAGAUCUGAUUCCGAGGCACCAGCAGGUGUUCAGCACUAAUCAGUUCUUCAGCGGCGUCAGCAUCCCGGAUCCUGAAAACAUGGAGCCUUUGGAGGCCAAGUUCCCAAACAUCUCUCCUCUUGCACUGGGACUGAUGAAGGGCUGUCUGCACAUGAACCCCGCUGAGCGGCUGACGUGCCAGCAGUUACUGGAGCACCCGUACUUCGACAGCAUUCGGGAUGAGGGGGACUCCGGAAAAGAUUCGCAGAGAGGAAACAGGAGGCAGACAAGACUGCACAGAAAACAUUUCCCGGGGCUGCAGCAUCUCCCGCAGUUAACCAACAGCAACAUUUUACCGGCGUUGGAGAGCAAAAAAUACUAUUCCAACACCAGAAAAUUCAACUACCGCUUCCCCAACAUAUAGAUGGGACAGAGGGGCAGCAAGAGACUCGUUAAAUAUUUAUUGUUCUUGGAACAAAGUGGCCGGAAUUUGUGAGCAGAAAAUGAGAUGCACGCUUAUUCCGGUAAACAGCGAGCGCGGCCUUUGAAAUGUAUUUAUAGGAUUCGGCAGUUUAGAUGCAAAUAAACCGUACAGCAAUAUAAUCCCCAGUGAAGCCCAUCUGUGCUCCCAGCGCCUUUAAUUAUACUGAGAACGUCCGCGCAGCAAUGGAUUGUAGCUCGCAGAAUUCUGUCUCUAUAUAUCAUAUUUAACCACAUAGACAGAUGCAAUAAAUAUUCCGACAGAA